This is a messenger RNA of Solenopsis invicta (red fire ant), 2020 nucleotides long. RefSeq lists its product as hypothetical. The transcript is spliced from 4 exons. Lineage: Eukaryota; Metazoa; Arthropoda; Insecta; Hymenoptera; Formicidae. The record is from RefSeq and is a predicted model, not a curated record. The coding region runs from base 184 to 912 and encodes 242 amino acids.
GCGAUAUGCGUGCGAGAUACGACUCUGCGCCGAUCAGCUGACUGGAGGUUUUUGUAUUUGAAAGUUCGAAUGACAGACCACGUUAUCGUCCCAAAGCGAUAUACGAGUCUCACGCGAGAGGACCGUAGUACCCGCCGCUGACAAUUAUUCGCGGAGGCAGACCGCCUCGGUUGCCGCGCGAGAAUGACUCAGGAGCUGUCCGGUGUGACCAUAGUGAUAUUUAUAGCUGCGGGCGUUUUGACAAUAUUGUUGCUGUUCAUCUUCGCGAAACGACAGAUCAUGAGAUUCACUUUGAGAUCUCGUCGGGGCCCUCACGUUCCCAUAGGACACGACACGAAAAAGUCCUUGAAGAAGGAAAUAGAGAGAAGAAUAGAGGUAAUACCCAGGAUCCAAUACGAGCCACAGCUGAUCAGCGACUCUAGGUAUAUUUUGACUCCAGGAGGACAAGCUCCACCGCAUUAUUACAGACUGAAGGCGGUUGACGAUGUUAAAACCUUGGAGGCAGAGAUCACGAGGUACGACAAUUACCUGAAGAGACACCCCUCGGAGAAUCUGAGGGCGUAUUUACUCACCACACUCGCCACUCCGUUAAACGGAAGUGGACAGCGUAUAAUUCAUCAGUUCUGUGAUCUGUACGAACAUGCGAGGCACGACCCUACCGAGUUCGGCGACGAGGAAUACCAAGUGUACACUCGCCUGUUUCUAAAGCUGAUGGACGCGGCACGUUUAUUGAAGUCGUAUCCGAGCAGCAGAAAGUCUAGCCCUAGUCGCACACCGAUCAAGAAGAGCGUGGAGACGAAAAGAAAUAUUCUGGAGCCUAGAAUGCGUCCACCCGAGGAACAAAUCCUAACUGGCUCAAGACCCAAUACUCUAACGGUGAUGACGUUGGACAAUAGCGAGACGUCCGUGUAGCAUUAUGAAUGCCGUCACAUACAACAUAUGUGACGAGGAAAUUGUAGAUAGGUAUACAACGCUAAAGUAAUUUAUAAACUACCGCGCAAAUGGAUCGUCCGAUUUAGUUAGGAAUUAUUAAUAUGCGUUUUUACUUUUACUAACGAAGCACUCACGAGCUCGCCAUUUUAUUCAAGUUACGUCUCGAACGACACGUAUUUUGUAUACAACGAGCACGGGUACGUUUCUUUCUGUGAUUUAUUUGAUAUUUAUAUGAAUUUACAUUUAUACAAGCCUUAUACAAUAGAAUUUUCGCGCUCCUUGCACCGGCAUCGCUUGUGAAAUAUCUUAACGUGUACUUAUGUACAUGAGAAGCAACGGUGUGUAAAAGUUGCUGAAUUAGAAAAUUAGAAUUACUAGAACAGAAUUUUUUUUCAAAGCGUCCGUUUCGUCGUAUGUAAUUGUCUUUGGGUGAAAGUAGCGUCAAGUUAAUAAUCGUACGUUCUCUUCCCGAUUAACUCCAUAGAUAAUUUAACAAUACUAAAAUUCACAUAUGCUCGAGUCGCAUAUAGAUCUACAUAUCUCCAAUGAAAUUCAGGAAAACGUCUACAGUCGUUAGAAAAUAAUACAAGAUUAUUCUUUCCUUUUUAAAUGUUUAUCUUUCAAUGAACAAUAACGAAUUAGCAUAUCUUUUUCUACAUCACCGUUUAAAUAUAGAAAUUUUUAACAAUUUAACGAAUCCAGUGUUAGUUACGCAAUAAGAAUAUGGACCUAAAGUGUAUAUACAUAUUUAAAGCUUGAUAUAAUCGAAAUUAUUUUAUUAGUAAUAAGGUUUAGACAAAUGAGGUAGGAUAUUAGAUGUAUUUACAGAUGUUCAUUAUUGUAAGGUUAAUAUCGUUAAUGAAAUUCAAGGCUGAGUAAUACAGAUAAGUAAAUUAAUUCGCAACGCAAAAAUUUUCCCUUUUUUUUAUACAAAAAAAUAUUUCUUAUAUAAACGUAUAUUUCUCUUAGUUAUAUUUGUCAACGCGAGUUUUAAUCGACAGGUAAUUUCUCCAUUCUGAGUUGUAGUCUUCCUCUUGCCUUAAUAAAAUUAAUGCAUUUUGAAAUGCAAAUAUAUAUACAUCAGGUA